UGCUAUUCAUACAAUACAAUUACAAUACAUGAUCCAUGAAACAUCCGAACUCGUGUGUUUCCAGUGAAACUGAAACAUCUAAAGACUGAAUCAUAGUAAACCUUCAUACAUGUAUUAUUUGCGAUCAUUAAGGAGGAAGAAGCGAAAUCCUUUGUCAACCUCGUUCUUUGUUACACUAAGCAAACACCAAAAUUUCAAUUUGACCACCUCAACUCGUCCACAUGUUUCCUCACAUACCCAUCAAAGUGAGUUCAAUGACAGUAACGUGGUUGCAUCGAACAAGCUCAUCACAAGCUACGUUCGAUGUGGUGACGUAGAUUCCGCCUUUGGCGUGUUCGAGAACAUGAAAGUGAAGUCCACUGUUACGUGGAACUCUAUCCUCGCCGCGUUUGCCAGGAAACACGGCCACUUUGAACACGCACGCCAACUGUUUGAAAAAAUUCCCCAACCAAACGCUGUUUCGUAUAACAUCAUGUUGGCGUGUCAUUUGCACCAUUUUGGUGUCCAUGAGGCCCGUGGCUUCUUUGACAGCAUGCCCAUGAAGGAUAUUGCAUCGUGGAACACCAUGAUUUCGGGUUAUGCGCAGGUUGGACUCAUGGGCGAGGCUCGGAGGUUGUUCUCGGCGAUGCCGGAGAAAAACUGUGUGUCGUGGAGUGCCAUGGUGUCUGGAUAUGUGGCUUGUGGGGAUUUGGAUUCUGCUGUGGAGUAUUUUUAUGCUGCGCCUGUGAGGAGUGUGAUCACGUGGACUGCCAUGAUCACUGGGUACAUGAAGUUUGGGAGGGUUGAAUCUGCGGAACGGUUGUUCCAGGAAAUGUCAAUGAGGACAUUGGUGACAUGGAAUGCUAUGAUUGCUGGGUAUGUUGAGAAUGGAAGGGCAGAGGAUGGGUUAAGGCUUUUCAGGAAAAUGCUAGAAACUGGGAUUAAGCCUAAUGCUUUGAGCUUGACUAGUGUUUUGUUGGGGUGCAGUAAUUUAUCAGCAUUGCAGCUGGGUAAACAAGUUCAUCAGUUAGUUUGCAAGUCUCCAUUGAGUAGUGAUACGACGGCGGGGACAUCGUUGGUUAGCAUGUACUCCAAGUGUGGGGAUCUAAAGGAUGCCUGGAAGUUAUUCGUUCAGAUUCCACGGAAAGAUGUAGUGUGCUGGAAUUCUAUGAUUUCUGGCUAUGCUCAGCAUGGGGCUGGUGAAAAAGCUCUUCAUUUGUUUGAUGAGAUGAAAAAUGAAGGCAUGAAGCCAGAUUGGAUUACUUUUGUUGCAGUAUUAUUAGCUUGUAACCAUGCAGGAAUGGUAGAUCUUGGGGUCCAAUACUUUAACUCAUUAAGGGAUUUUGGAAUUGUAAUUAAGCCGGAACACUACGCAUGCAUGGUUGACCUUCUCGGUCGAGCUGGAAAAUUAUCUGAGGCUGUAGAUUUGAUAAAAAGUAUGCCUUUUAAGCCACAUCCUGCAAUUUAUGGAACACUUCUGGGUGCUUGUAGGAUCCAUAAAAACUUAAACUUGGCUGAGUUUGCUGCCAAGAAUCUGCUUGAGCUUGAUCCAACUAGUGCAACUGGAUAUGUUCAACUGGCUAAUGUUUAUGCAGCACAAAACAGAUGGGACCAUGUUGCUAGGAUCCGAAGAUCAAUGAAAGAAAAUAAUGUAGUGAAGAUACCUGGAUAUAGUUGGAUUGAAAUAAACAAUGUGGUGCAUGAGUUUAGAUCGAGCGACAGAUUGCACCCUGAAUUGGCUUCUAUACAUGCAAAACUAAAUGACUUGGAGAAGAAAAUGAAGUUGGCUGGUUAUGUGCCAGAUCUUGAAUUUGCAUUGCAUGAUGUGGGAGAGGAGCUUAAAGAACAGCUUCUUUUGUGGCAUAGUGAGAAACUGGCAAUUGCAUUUGGACUUCUAAAGGUACCAUUAGGGGUUCCAAUACGGGUGUUUAAAAACUUGAGAGUUUGUGGAGAUUGCCACUCUGCAAUUAAGUACAUCUCAGCUAUAGAAGGAAGAGAAAUCAUAGUUAGAGAUACCACGAGAUUUCAUCAUUUUAAGAAUGGGUUCUGCUCAUGCAGGGAUUAUUGGUAAGCUUGCUAAUGUGGAGUCCACACAAUGAAAUUGAAUUGAAGGGUAUGAUAUUUCAUUCUAAGACCAGCGCUGACAAGCUCUUCUUCACCUUGAAGUCGAUAUGAAUUCAGUCAUACACAGAAAGAAAGGAAUACUAAGCUAGAGAUCAGAGAAGUUUGCAUAAUUGCUCUAACAUCGUAUUAAAAUUUUCAGUUGAACUAGUUGGCUUGGGAAAGUGGAAAUUAACUGCCACGUCCUUUAUACCCACACCUUAGUUGUGACACUUAGUAAGAUCCGCAAGCUCUCGACAGGGUAUGACUAAGAGAAAGCAAUGGUUUGCUGUUUGUUGGCACCCCAAGAAUAAAUGCUUUCCCAAAUGCAGCCUCAAUUUCUCUUCAAAAUCAGGAGGCCACAUGGGUUGUGAUUUGUGCUGUGGUGGAGUUCAACAACAGUCAUCUGGAAACUGAUUCUUAGAGAACAGUUGCUCACUGGAAUUGUGAGUAUUGUUCGGUGUGUAGCCAGUACUUGCAAGUAGAGGAUACUGGAAACAGAACCAUCCAAUGACUUUUUCGUUGAACAUUGAAUUGUUGAAUUGGGGGAAUUCUAUGCUGCAAUAUGAGGCAGUAGUACCCCGAAUUUAUUUUUUAUUAAAAUUGUUUAAUUUAUUGACGUUAUUAUUUAAUUUUAAAUACUUUUUAUUGAUUGA
Molecule: messenger RNA, 2735 nt
Organism: Cajanus cajan (pigeon pea)
Lineage: Eukaryota; Viridiplantae; Streptophyta; Magnoliopsida; Fabales; Fabaceae
Product: Tetratricopeptide repeat (TPR)-like superfamily protein
Biological process (GO): RNA modification
Molecular function (GO): RNA binding; protein binding; zinc ion binding
Source: RefSeq, a predicted model, not a curated record